UAAGAGGUGCUGCCCCAGAUGUAUGUUAUUGUCCUAAACUAAGUUCUCACGACAGGGAGGGCCAGAAAUUUUGCCCACGAAAGAGCCAAACCACUACAGAACAAAAAUAAUUGGAACAUUUUUCAAAAUUUUAACCACCGCACCGCUGCAGUUCCGUCUCUUCACCGCCAGUCACCGUACCAGAAGUCACCGCCACACUUCUUCCCAUCGAAGCUCUUCCACGAUUCUUCUGGAUCGAUUGAACAUGCAGGGGCAAUGAUCUUCUUAAUGGCUAUUGAUUCACGUAUUUGCCAGGACCCAUCUGGAACUAGACGUCGUCUCCUUUCUACAUUCUGUUUGAUGAAGCGAAGUUCUUAAACCACACGCACCAGGCAAGCUCCGUUUCGCAAUUCCAAAUUUCUCUGCAGGAAGGCGUGUGUGGUACUUCAAUUGGGUGCCUUCUGUGUCUGCUUUUCUUAUUUGUUACGUUAUGUGGUUCUGUAUCUGGGUUAUCGGAGGAUCCAGCUGAGUUUUGGAUUCGGGUCAUAGUCGAUGAUUAUUUUGACGGAAGAAAUCUAGCUCAAUCCUCUGAGUUAACCUGCCCUGUAAUUGCUUCGGAACCUCUUUCUUAGUAAUAGGUUCCGAGGCAAAAAUUGUUCUAUCAGACGCAGGAAUGGAUGUAAAUAGUUCGAAAGAUAUGGGUGGUGAUGACAUGUUGAUUUCAGCAGCUAUAGGUUCUAUUGAAGUUCCAGAAGCGUCCCCUGAUUCACUAAAAAACACGCCAUCUAACAUUGCAAAAUUGGAGGAUGUGAUUGAGCACUGCGUAGGUAGGCAGAAGUAUCUUGCACAGACGAGGAGUCCUUCCGAUGGCGGUGAUGUCCGCUGGUAUUUCUGUAAAGUACCUUUGCUUGGGAAUGAGCUAGCUGCGUCUGUUCCUAAGACUGAAAUUGUAGGGAAGGGUGACUAUUUUCGAUUUGGCAUGAGGGAUUCUCUUGCAAUAGAGGCAUCUUUCUUGCAGAGAGAGGAAGAACUACUUUCUAUUUGGUGGAAAGAGUAUGCAGAAUGUAGCGAAGGGCCAAAAGAAAGAGCUGGCUCUAGUCUGAGGCCUGAUAAACAAAGAAAUGAAUCUACUUCAGAUGUUGCUAAGUUAGUCAAUUUAUAUGACGUUGAAGAAGAGCGGGUUGGUGUCCCUGUCAAAGGUGGACUCUAUGAGGUAGAUUUAGUGAAGAGACAUUGUUUUCCUGUUUAUUGGAAUGCAGAAAAUCGUCGGGUGAUGAGAGGCCAUUGGUUUGCUCGUAAAGGAGGUCUUGACUGGCUUCCACUUCGGGAGGAUGUUGCCGAACAGUUAGAAAUUGCCUAUCGUAGUCGGGUGUGGCGCCGGAGAACAUUUCAGCCGUCUGGACUUUUUGCAUCCCGGGUUGAUUUACAAGGAUUUACCCCAGGACUUCAUGCUCUUUUCACUGGGGAAGAUGAUACUUGGGAGGCCUGGCUGAAUGUUGAUGCUUCUGGUUUUUCUAGUGUUAUUAGCUUGGGUGGCAAUGGAAUUAAGUUAAGGCGCGGCUAUUCCCCGUCUAAUUCCCCCAAACCCACCCAGGAUGAUUUGCGUCAGCAAAGGGAAGAAGAAAUGGAUGAUUACUGUUCACAGGUUCCUGUUCGACAUCUUGUGUUUAUGGUUCAUGGUAUUGGUCAAAGGUUGGAGAAAUCUAAUCUAGUUGACGACGUUGGGAAUUUUCGGCUUAUUACAUCCAGUCUUGGAGAGCGGCACCUCACUUUACACCAACGUAGCACUCAAAGAGUCCUCUUUAUCCCCUGCCAGUGGAGGAAGGGUCUGAAGCUUAGUGGUGAAGCUGCUGUUGAAAAAAUUACUUUAGAUGGAGUGAAGGGUUUGCGUGUCAUGUUGGGUGCGACUGCUCAUGAUGUUUUAUAUUACAUGAGCCCCAUAUAUUGUCAGGACAUCAUCAACUCGGUGUCUAACCAAUUAAAUCGACUUUACAUGAAGUUUCUUAGAAGGAAUCCUGGAUAUGAUGGAAAGGUUUCUAUCUAUGGACAUUCUUUGGGGAGUGUCCUUUCGUAUGAUAUACUCUGCCACCAGGAGAAUCCGUCAUCUCCUUCUCCACGGGAUUUGAUCUAUGGGGAGCACGCUAGAAGUGAAGGGUUAUCGGGGGUGGACAAUCAAUCCUCUGUGCAGAACUCUUGUUUAGAUACGGAGGAUAACUGUUCGACUGCAGUUUAUGGAUGUUCAGAUUUUGUACACAUUGCUAAAGAGGGUGAUGAGAGAAGUAUGCACCAAAUGCAUCUGCAUUUGGAAAAUCCUUCAGUUGUUGUGGAUCCUGUGGCAUCACAUCCAUCUGUGCUCAGUAAUAAACAUGAAAAUCCUUGCAAGGUGGAUGAAUAUGAUAUCAGGCUUCCUCAAAUAAGCAAUGAGCUGGAGGAGUUAAAUAAAAAUGAAAACUGCGACUUAGAGGUUCCUAGUGUGAAUAGAAUUGGUGAGCUGCAAUUUGAGGAUUCAAAUGAUAAAGACGAAGUAAUCAAAUCCCUGAAAGAAGAGGUUGAUUAUCUUAAAAUGAAGUUGGCAGAACUUGAGUUGAUGUCUGCUAAUAGGGAUACUGAUGAAGGAUUGAAUGAAGGAAAUAAGAAAAGUUUAAUAGGUAUGUCCAAGGAGCCUGUGUUAGAAGAGGUACCUCUUGAACAAGAUGAUGGUUCAAAAAGUUUCACUCCUUGUAUAAAGUACAAAAAGCUUGCAUUUAAGGUUGAUACAUUUUUUGCUGUUGGAUCACCUCUUGGCGUCUUUCUUGCACUUCGUAAUAUCCGUAUUGGAAUUGGAAAAGGGCAAGAAUAUUGGGAUGAAGAAAAUAUAAAUGAAGAGAUGCCUGCUUGUCGACAAAUGUUUAACAUUUUCCAUCCAUUUGAUCCUGUAGCAUACAGAGUAGAGCCACUUGUUUGCAAGGAGUGCAUGCUUAAACGACCUGUUAUUAUACCAUUUCAUAGAGGGGGAAGAAGGUUGCAUAUUGGAUUUCGAGAAUUUGCCGAUAACUUGGCUCUUCGUUCUCAGGCAAUGAAGGACAAUCUACACACUUUUGGGGUGAAAGUACUCACAGUUUGCCAAUCUAAAAAAGCAGAUGAUCUAGAAGAAGGAGCGGAAGAUUUUCAAGAAGGAGAACUGAAGUCUUAUGGUGUUGCAAUGAUGGAGAGAUUGACAGGAAGGGAAGAAGGCCGGAUUGAUCACAUGCUUCAAGAUAAAACAUUUGAGCAUCCAUAUCUGCAAGCCCUUAAAUCCCAUACAAACUACUGGAGGGAUCAUGACACUGCUCUUUUCAUAUUGAAACACUUAUAUCGAGAUAUACCUGAAGAUCCUGAUACACCUCCAGAAUAUUCUGAACCCAAUUCAAAAGACUGUUGGUACAAUAAAAAAGAGACUAUUGAAGAGGAGGUUUCUUUAACAUUUUCGGACAAGGCGUUGGUUCGGAGCUUCUCGAGGAAGGCAAAGAAAAUGAUGAAGCAUCAAAGAUAGACAUUGAGUGCAACAAAAGGCAAUGUCAUCUUCUAUAUGGCCUUGUGACAGCUACAACUUCCAAGGUUAAGCAAACUUGAUCCUGAAGGUGAACAUUCAGGAUCGGUAUGUCAGAAUGAAUAUGCAAAUUCCCCCACUUGAAAAAUGGGAAUGAUUUGUGGUCACUGAAAUCAAAUCUUCUCUCCAUUUCUUCUUUGUACAUAUGAAGAGAACAGACGUGAAUGUAAUAAUUCAGCUCAAAACAUGAAACAUGUAAAUUAGGACCGAAUUCUCUCUCCAUUUCUUCUCUGUACAUAUGAAGAGAAAACAGAUAUGAAUGUAAAAUUUCAGAUCAAAACAUGAAACAUGUAAAUUAUAAAUACGUGUAAAUUUUUAGUUAAAA
Messenger RNA from Cucumis sativus (cucumber), 3872 nucleotides. Its product is annotated as phospholipase SGR2. The coding region runs from base 653 to 3490 and encodes 945 amino acids. The transcript is spliced from 21 exons. The record is from RefSeq and is a predicted model, not a curated record. Lineage: Eukaryota; Viridiplantae; Streptophyta; Magnoliopsida; Cucurbitales; Cucurbitaceae. Gene Ontology annotation, molecular function: glycerophospholipase activity; metal ion binding. Gene Ontology annotation, cellular component: cytoplasm.